GUGAUUAUUAAAACAAAUGAUGCUUCAAGAUGUGGAAUGUUUUUAGUUGUAAAAACUUAAGACAUUGCUACGGGGAGAUGUUACAUACGUUACUGGAUAGAGAUGAAGCGGCGUGUAUAGAAGAUGCAGCAAUUGGUGCAAGUACGGUGACAAUAUUUUUGAAAGCCAUAAGGGAAUACUGUGGAGAUGUAAUGAACGUUAUAAGUGAACAUAUGACUUAUGAAGGGAGACAUUUAUAUGAGGUAGUCCUAACCAAAGACCGUCCACCUUCCGAUAAAUCAGAAGACCAGCAAUCAAAGCCAACGAUCAUCAUCGAGGCUGGACAGGAAGGAGGCACAGAAUCCGUAGGGUUGGCCCUUUAUAUAAUAGAACAAUUGGUCGCGUGUGAGGACUACGAACCCAUGCUCCAGUACGUCACCUGGGUUAUACUGCCAUGUACUAACCCUGAUGGACAGGAGUACUCCAGAUAUAGUCAAGUUUCGUGGAAAAAGAAUCUGAGACCUUCAGAAGAUCAACUAAGUUAUGGCGUGGAUAUAACACGGAAUUUCGAUACUCAGUGGGGUUCUUGUCCCAAAAUUGAAUCUGGAUUCUCACCAAUCUACCCCGGAGUUGGACCGGCUUCAGAAAAUGAAACAAUGUUCAUUAAGAGCGUUAUCGCGAAACAUAAAAAAGAGGCGAAACUUUACGUGUCAUUAAAGCGCGACGGACAUUCAAUUCAUUAUCCGUACGGGCACACGAAGAGCGAUCCCAGCAACCCGUCACAGCUGCACCGCGUGGCUGGUGAUAUAGCAAUGCGAGUCAAUCAAAGAACUGGUGGCGUGCAUUUGUUCAUGAACACCAGCGUGUUCGACUCCGAGGGCAAGGCCCACUGUGGACACAGCGUCGACUACGCGUACGAGAGUGGUAUCCCAUUGUCUUAUGAAAUGCGUGUUUUCCUCGGAUCAGACAACAAAAUAAUGACCAAGUUUCAAUCCUUACCACGGGGAUACGAUAAUUCUCUAAGAAAUGGAUAUUUCAGUGGCAUAAGAGAAAUGUAUAACGUACUCACUAAUGAGAAGAAAUACGGUAAAAUUACAAAAUAA
This is a messenger RNA of Spodoptera litura, 1082 nucleotides long. Its product is annotated as carboxypeptidase B. Gene Ontology annotation, molecular function: zinc ion binding; metallocarboxypeptidase activity. NCBI's taxonomy places the organism in Eukaryota, Metazoa, Arthropoda, Insecta, Lepidoptera, Noctuidae. Gene Ontology annotation, biological process: proteolysis. The record is from RefSeq and is a predicted model, not a curated record.